Molecule: messenger RNA, 1862 nt
Organism: Gracilinanus agilis (Agile Gracile Mouse Opossum)
Lineage: Eukaryota; Metazoa; Chordata; Mammalia; Didelphimorphia; Didelphidae
Gene: SNX1
Product: sorting nexin 1
Exons: 16
Coding region: 117-1703 (528 amino acids)
Biological process (GO): early endosome to Golgi transport; intracellular protein transport
Cellular component (GO): endosome membrane; endosome
Molecular function (GO): phosphatidylinositol binding
Source: RefSeq, a predicted model, not a curated record
GGGGUCCUUGCCUAGCUCUCGUUCUCCCUCCCCUCUGGAGCCAGCGCUUGCUGCUGCUGCUGCCGGGGCUUCCUCCAUAAAGUAGUUAUUGCGGCUUCCGCCGCCGGUGCAGGAAGAUGGCGUCGGGCGGCGGCGUCGGCUGUAGCGCCACGGAGCGUCUUCCCCCACCCUUCCCGAUUCCAGAGCCCCCGGGGCCCGAGGGGGCGGCUGGCGGAGGUGGCUCGGAGCUCGAGGCCGGGGACAGCGACGCCGAGGGCGAAGACAUUUUUACGGGUGCCGCCUGUUUGGGGAAGAGUCAAUCAAUGAGGGAAACUUCAUUGUUGUUUUCGAUAACUAACAAUUCUAAAGAGAAUGGAGUCCAUGAAGAUCCAGACCAAGAGCAACAAGACCUCUUUGCAGAUGCCACAGUAGAGCUAUCUCUGGAUAGCUCACACAUCCACCAGAAGGAUGAAUUGGCCAAAGCACUUCCUUCUUUCAGUCCCCAAGAAGUCACAAACUCUUCAUGCAAAUCACAGCCAAAGAACUCUGAGGAGCUGGAGGAAGAAGAACAAGAGGACCAAUUUGAUCUGACAAUUUGCAUAACAGAUCCAGAGAAAAUAGGAGAUGGCAUGAAUGCCUUUGUGGCUUACAAAGUUACAACCCAGACCAGCUUACCAAUGUUUAAAAGUAAGCAAUUUUCAGUAAAAAGAAGAUUUAGUGACUUUUUGGGACUCUAUGAGAAACUUUCAGAAAAGCACUCUCAGAAUGGAUUCAUUGUCCCUCCUCCUCCAGAGAAGAGCUUAAUAGGAAUGACUAAAGUGAAAGUUGGAAAAGAAGAUUCUUCUUCUGCUGAAUUUCUUGAAAAAAGAAGGGCUGCACUGGAAAGGUAUCUUCAGAGAAUUGUGAACCAUCCCACCAUGCUACAGGAUCCUGAUGUCAGAGAGUUCUUAGAAAAGGAAGAGUUGCCACGAGCAGUGAGCACGCAGACAUUGAGUGGAGCUGGUCUCCUCAAGAUGUUUAACAAAGCUACUGAUGCAGUGAGCAAGAUGACCAUCAAGAUGAAUGAGUCCGACAUUUGGUUUGAGGAGAAACUUCAGGAGGUGGAGUGUGAGGAACAGCGCUUACGGAAACUACAUACUGUUGUAGAAACUCUAGUCAACCAUAGGAAAGAGUUAGCACUAAACACAGCACAGUUUGCAAAGAGUCUUGCCAUGCUGGGGAGCUCUGAGGACAACACGGCCCUGUCCCGGGCGCUCUCCCAGCUGGCAGAGGUGGAGGAGAAGAUCGAGCAGCUGCACCAGGAACAAGCCAGCAAUGACUUCUUCCUUUUAGCUGAGCUCCUAAGCGACUACAUCCGCCUCCUGGCCAUAGUCAGGGGUGCCUUUGACCAUCGAAUGAAGACUUGGCAGCGUUGGCAGGAUGCCCAGACCAUGUUGCAGAAGAAACGGGAAACUGAAGCCAGGCUACUGUGGGCCAAUAAACCUGACAAACUGCAGCAAGCCAAAGAUGAAAUUGCAGAAUGGGAAUCGCGUGUGACUCAGUAUGAAAGGGACUUUGAACGAAUUUCAACAGUGGUCCGCAGAGAAGUGAUAAGGUUUGAGAAAGAGAAAUCCAAGGACUUCAGAAACCAUGUGAUCAAAUACCUUGAAACCCUUCUCUAUUCACAGCAGCAGCUGGUGAAGUACUGGGAAGCUUUUCUCCCGGAGGCGAAGGCCAUCUCCUAAUGGACCAAGAAAGUCAGAGCUCACCUGAAUUUCCGCUGCCUUUUUAUACACUAUACCUCUCCACCUUUAAUGGAUCCCAGUUGCACAUCCUGCUGAGCCUAGAGACUUAACCCUUUUCCACUUCCCAGGACCAAGCUGCUCCAGUAAUUCUUCUAACUG